Molecule: messenger RNA, 6978 nt
Organism: Closterium sp. Naga37s-1
Lineage: Eukaryota; Viridiplantae; Streptophyta; Zygnematophyceae; Desmidiales; Closteriaceae
Source: the annotation of a GenBank genome assembly
GAGGAUAUCUUCACGACAAUCGGAAAGCCUAUCACGGAUGCAUGUUUGGAAGGUUACCACUGCUGCCUUCUUGCGUAUGGGCAAACUGGCGCCGGCAAGACCUUUACGAUGGAGGGACCGGAUUGUGACAUCGAAGGGGAAGGAUCCCACCGAAGCGUGGACAAACGCGGCCUUAUUCCACGGAUUCUCCAGUACAUCUUCCAGAGACUGUCAGCUGACAAGGAGCUGCAGAUGCUAGAGUUCACCAUCCGCUGCUCCUACCUGCAGAUUUACAAUGAGCAGGUGUCAGACCUCCUCGAGCCAGAUUCGGUGAACCUGAAUGUGAGGGAGGACAUGCGGCACGGGAUGUUUGUGGAGGGCCUGCAGGAGGUGGUGGUGUCCACGGCCGACGCCACCUAUGCGCUGUUCAAGCGUGGCUCGCAGAACCGUCGCGUGGGCCAGACCGCCAUGAACAUGGAGAGCAGCCGCUCUCACAGCGUGUUCACUAUUGUGGUGGAAACUCAGCGGAGGGACGACGCAGGGGUGAUGAAGAGGGGGACCUCACGGUUCAAUCUGGUAGACCUAGCAGGGUCGGAGAGGCAGAAGCACAGUGAGGCGCAGGGGGUGCGGCUGAAGGAGGCCGGGAGCAUCAACAAGUCCCUUUCUGCACUAGGAAACGUCAUCAAGGCAUUGGUUGACAUCGCAGAGGGGAAGGUUCGCCACGUCCCCUAUCGAGACUCCAAGCUCACAUUUCUUCUAAGUGACUCCCUGGGUGGCAACUCCAAGUGCACCCUGCUGGCGGCGGUGAGUCCUGCGGAGCGCAACGUGGAUGAAACGAUGUCGACGCUCAAGUUUGCGCAGCGGGCGAAGCUGAUGCACAACGAGGCUGUAGUGAACGAGCUGAUGAUGGGCAACCCCGCCGUCAUGGGCGAGGAGAUCCGACGCCUGCGCCUCGAGAUCGCCGAGCUUAGAGCCAAUGCGACAGCAGGAGUGCCUGGGCAGCCGCUGCUCCCACCCAGCCCUUCUCCUGGGCCCAUGUCAGACAACGAGCGCAUCUGCCGCCUGGAGCAGAUAAUCUCACAAUCCACCAAGCGGGCUCUGGAGGCGGAGAGGCAGGCGGGGCAGGAGGUGGCGAGGCAGAGCAAGAGAGCCGAGGCCGCUGAGGCCCUGGCGGAAGGGCUCGUGAGGAGCGUGCAGGGGUUGAAGAUGGUGGUGAAGCUGCGGGACGGGAGGAUCAAGCGGGUGGAGGCGCAGGGGAGGUGCGAUGGGCAGUGUGCACGGGGGGAGGACGCGGCAGCAGUGGAGGAGCUGUCGCAGGAGGUGGAGGUGCUGAGGCGCAUGGUGGAGAGAAACCCCGACGCCAUCCGCUUCCAGCUCGAAGUUGACCGAGCUGGAGGAGCAGCUGCAGACGGGCACGAGCAAGGGGGACAAGGUGGCCGCACUGGAGUGGCUGAAACGCACCGUUGCUGCAACACACUCACUCCUGCCAAUGAAAUUCCUCCCUCUCCCAAUGCAGCGAGGAUCAGCGAGCUGGAAGAGCAGCUGCAGACGGGAACGAGCGAGGGGGACAAGGUGGCCGCCCUGGAGCGCCUGAACAACGCCCUGAGGGAGGAGCUCAAGGAGGCGUUCGAUGAGAACGAGGCAUUGCGGGGCAAGGAGGAGGAGGGGCGGCGGGAGAGGGAGGAGCUCCGAGCCAAGCUCGUUGGCAUGGAGGAGCAUGUGAAGAAGGUGGCAGCGGUGGCGGAGCAGUACCGCAUGGAGGUGAACAACACACGGCAGCUUCAGCGCAGCGUCAACGACCGCAAGCACGAGUUUGAUGAUGCGCGCGUGCGGUGUGGAGUGGCGGAGGCGAAGGUGGGCAAGCUGCUGCAGCAGCUGGCGGCCACCCAGCAGGCGGAGUCAGUGCUUAAGGUGGAGGCCGCGGAGCACCACGCUCAGAGCGCCGCCCUCGCUCGGGAUCUGCAGACGUGCCGGGCCGAGCUGGCAAGGAACGUGGCUGAGGGCGAGAGGAGUGCAGCUGACGCAGCACAGCUGCGGGCUGAUCUGGAAGCGGUGCGGAAGCAGGUGGAGGGGUUGGUGAAGGAGAAGGUGAAGGCUGAGGGACAGGCAGCAGAGGCAGCAGCCGCUGGGAAGGAGAUGUCAGAACUAGCAGAGAAGGAGAGGGCGCAUGAGGAGCAGAGGAAGGCGUUAGAAGAGGCUAUGGAGGAGAUGAGGAGAGCGCAAAAGGAGAUGGAAGAUGCUGGGAGGGAGAAGGUGCGGGAGCUCGAAGAGCAGAAGAGAGUGUUGGAGGAGGAGCUUGAGGGGAUGAGGCGAAAGCUGUUGGAGAUGGAGGAUGCUGGGAAGGAGAAGGAGGGCGCGUUAGAAGAGCAGAAGAGCGCGCUGGAAGAGGAGCUUGAGGGGAUUAAGAGAAAGCAGCAGGAGAUGGAAGAUGCUGUGAGGGAGAAUGUGAAGGAGCUCGAGGAGCAGAAGAGAAUGUUGGAGGAGGAGUUGGAGGGGAUGAAGGGUAUGCAGGUGGAGCUGGAGGAGAAGGUGCAAGCGCUGGAGAAAGAGCGAGAUCUGCUGUGGGCUGCAGCAGAGAAGAGCGGGGCGGACGGUGAUGCUGACGGCGCUGAUGGUGCUGGUGGUUCAGAUGCUGCAAAGAAGCGGUCGGAGCUGGGCGAGAGGAUAGCGAAGCUGGAGGAGGAGCUGAAGACGGAGAGGGGGCGGGUGAUUGACCUAGCAGAGAAGGUGGGCGACAGGGACGGGCUGCUGGAGGCGGCUUGCGAGAGGCAGAGGCGAGCAGAGGAGGCAGCGGAGAGGGCAAGAAGGGAGGCGGAGGAGUUUGCUGCUGGGGGGCACAAGCUGCAGCAGGUGAACCUGGCGCUGGAGGAGCAGCUGUGCUCGGCGCUGGAGAGCCUGCAAGAGGCGAAGGAACGGGUGGAGCGACUGGAGCAGGAGAGAGUGGGUUUGCUGGAGGAGGCUAUAAUGCUGGAGAAGGAAACGGAAGAGGAGCAGCAGCAGAAGGAGCAGGAGGAGGAGGAGCAAAAGCAGCAGGAGCAGGAGGAGAGACAUUCGGGAGGAGGUAGCGGAAGCAAGAGGAGGUGGCAAGAGACUGUGAAGGGUGAUGAGGAAGCAGUGGAGGCAGGUGGGGAGGAGGGCGUUCUCAGCCCGAUGACUCUGUGCCUCACAGAGCUCCGUGACGUGACCAACAGGGCAAGCCCUUCGCGAGUAGCAGACAAAGGCAGCAGUGCAGCAGAUGCAGCGGGGAAGGAUGCUGAUGCACGCGGAGGAGCCACUGGUUCUGGCCCCAGCCGAAUUCGCCUCGGCACAGCAGCAGACAUGCCCACGCUACCUGCCUCUGCUUCUGCCAAUGCGUUUCUCGCCAACAGGUGGACUCUGCCCUUUGCUGGAGAUAACGUUUCUGCCAGCGCAGACUCUGACAGCGACCUGCUCAGAUAUGCAGUCACUGGGGCGGCCGGAGGGCUGGCAGGGGGUGAAGUUACCACACAUGGAGCACUGGGACGACGGCUGGAGAAGAAGAAGAGGCGGAGGAGCGCACCAGUGAGCCAAGCAGAGGCGCAGGCGGAGAAGCUGAGGCUGAUGGAGGUGCAGGUGCGGCACAUGGUGAAGCAGCUCGCUGCGGCCCACGCCCAGGUGAAGAGCCUGUCCGGUAGGAUGCAGAAGGCGGGUCCCCUGAUGGUGCGGAUGCGGGACGUGGUGCAGCAGCUGCGGGCGAAAGGGCAGGCACUGGAGCUGGCGCUGCUGCAUACGCUGGAGAGGGAAGCGGAGCGGGAGCAGGCAGAGGAGGAUGAGAAGGAGGAGGUUGGGCUGAUGUAUUUGGGGCUGGAGGAGCAGAGGGAUAGGUUGAGGGAAGAGAGGGAUGCGUAUUUAAAGCAGCUGAUGGUGGUCGGGCCGAGGAACGCGGUGCUUUGUGAGGAGUUCAGUGCGGUGAAGGCGAGGCUGGAAGCGGCCAGGGAGGAGAUGGGUCAGAUGGGAGAGGAGCGGGCUAGGCUGCGGAGCAAGUUGGCUAGGCUGAGUCGAAAGCUGGAGCAGCAGGUAACAGGGAGAACAGCAGCGGGUGGAGGCCUUGAGAGUAAAGUUAGGGUAGAGCAUGCAGUUGAUGGGGAGAAAGGCGAGGGUGGAGUUAAGACGGAGAGCAGAGCUGAGGUGGAGGUCGCUGCUGAUGUGGAGGAUGUGGAUGAGGAGCUCAAGGCUGACGUGGAUGAAGCGCUGGCCGUUGUGAGGGAGCACGUGGGCGAGGUGGAGAGCAGGAACAGGCAGCUGGCGGAGCAGGUCAAGGCACUGGAGCAGCAGUGCGAGAGGCUGCAGGCUGAAGCUGAGGGGGUGGGCAGCAGGAAGACGAGGGCGGUGAGGGCCGUGGUGAAGAGCGAGAAGGAGGAGAGACAGGAAGGUGGUUUGGAACAGCAGGGCGCAGGGAAGCGGGUGGAUGGGCAGCAGGAGCGUGAGAAGAAGGGAGAUGGGCACAAGAGGGAGGAGCAUCAGGGGCAGGCGCACGAGCAGGAGCAACAGCGGCUGGUUGGGCAAGUGGAGGAGCUGUUGGCGCGUCUGGCUGCAGCUGAGGAGCAGACGAAGGGCACCAUGGGCCGCGCUGCUCUGGCGGAGCAACGGUGCAGCGAGAUGCAUGCUCGUGUUGCUGCUGUGGUGGCCCGGGAGAGAGCGCUGCAGAAGCUGCUGGUGAGCCCGCUGCUGAGGGAUGCUGGGGCUGGGGAUGGUGGGGUUGGGGGCUCUGGGGUUGUGGGCAGAGGGAUGAUGGGAGCAGUGAGUGGGGACGAGAUCGUGGAGGGAUGGAAGGCGAGGUGGCGGCAGCUGGAGCAGGAGCAGGGAGAGCUGGACUUACACCUGAACCAGAACAGGGUAGGGGACCAGGAAGGCAAGGACGGACAGGAGCAUGCGGAGCAGGAAUGUGGGCAGGGAGGGGUGGAAUGCGGUGCAGAGGCUGGUAACAUGGGUGCGGAUGUGGGGCAGGAGCAGAGGCGCAUGCAGGUGGAGGAGGUGCGGGGGGUGUUGGCUCAGGUGGUGCUGGUGGAGAGCCUACUGGCCGUGGUGCUGUGCCGGGCUGGGCUUGCUGGCCUCUCCUCCCGCAUGGAAACCAAGCUGCUGGGAUCAAAUCUGGGGUCAGGAGAGAUGGUGGGGGCAGGAGGGAUAGAAGGGGAAGGUGGUUCGCUUGGUGAGGGAGGCUCAGGUGCUGGCGCUGGCGAGGGAGAGGGCGAGCCCGGGGGGGUGGAUGGAAAGGAAAAUGCAGGAGUGAGCGGGUCAGAGGAGGAGGAACGGACAGGGCAAGGGAGAGCAGAACAAGGAGUGGGAACAGAGCAAGUGGAGGAGGUGCUGAACGCGCUGCAGAGGCAAAGGGUGCUGCUUCUUGGUUUCUUGGGAGUGAAGGCAGAGAAAAGCAGCAAGCCAGAGCAGAAUGAGCAAGAGAGGAAUCUGGCGAACGAGGAGGUGGAGCGAGCUAUAGCGAGUCCCAGUGAUGGUAAGGCCCUUCCUUUUCCAGCUUUAGUGUCCAAGCAGGUCAGGAUCGCACAGCAGCUGGUGCGAGCAGGAUUCGAUGCCCUCAUGGCAAACGACGACACCUGCUGGCUGCGCGGGUCCGUUCUGAGAGGCGUGUACGCCCUAAGGAAGCUGGUGGAGGAGGUGGAGGGCAAGGUGGGCGCGUGGGAGGCGCAGUGGGGCGAGCUAGAGCAGUCUUUCCAGCAGCAGAACCGGGAGUUCCUGGAGGUGGGGCGAGCGCUGCAGCGCGUGCAGGGGGAGAAGCGGGCAGUGGAGGGGGCAGUGAGAGAGAGGGCGGAGGAGGAGGCGGGGCGGCGGGAGGUGGUUGAGAGGACGGUGCGUGUGGCAGCUGAGGCAGUGGAGGUGGAGAAGGAACUCGAGGAGAAGCAACAGCAGGUGGCGGUGGCUGCAGUGGGGAAUGCUGCUGCGUGCUCUGGGCAAGGAAGCGAGCUGAGCAGCCGCUUGGAGAAGGAGGUGGAGUGGCUGCAGCAGGUGAAGGACGCGAAGGAGAGGGAGGUGGUGGGGCUGAUGAAGCGCGUGACGGAGAUGGAGCUGCAGGGGAGAGCGCAGUGGGAGCAGGCGGUGCGGCGGCAGGAGGCUGCUGCGAAGCAGGUGGAGGGGCUCUUGGAGCAGCUGAGGGCGGCGCAGCAGCAGCUGGGUGGGAAGAGUGGCGAGGUGGAGAAGCUGGUGUGGAUGGUGGAGCAGCUUCAAGAGGAGGUCAAGGCCAAGGACGAUCAGAUCACCUCUCUGCACGUGCAACUUGCAGCAGCAACCAAGGCAGUGGCUCUCAACUCCCCUCUCAGACCCCGUCAACCAGCAACAGCAGCAGCAGACAGAGGCGAAUCAGCCCCUGCAAGUGACCCCAGGCAGCAAAGGCCCUCGGAUUCAGCUCAAGGGUCACGGCGGGUGCGGCAGCGGCUGGGCGGCGUGCUAUCCGCCAUCCACAGCAUGGGAGCUAUUCGGGAUGGCACUCGCAGUCCGUUUGGGUUCAGGGGCGUGGGGGCUGGCAAUGAGGGUGCAGCAGCAGCAGCUGCUUCUGGUGGUGCUGUGCAUGCUUCCACGACUGCUGGGUGCAGUGGGCGCGGUACUGCUGCUUCUGUGAGCUGUGGGACCGGAGGAGGGGAGGGUGAGGAGUUUUACACGCCCAUGACCAAUUUGCCCUUCAUCCCGGAGAGUGCGGGGUACAGUGGAGGCGGGGUUGAUGCGAGUGGAGGGGGGCUGGAUGGUGGUGCUGGUGGGAGUGUGAAGGGGAGCAGGGGGAAGGGGUCUGGAUGGGGUGUGGGGCACGGAGGGGUUGGUGGUGGAAGUGCGAAGAUGCGAGGCUGGGGGAGUGGCGUGGGCAAGUGCGUUGGGAGUGAUGAGAACGCGCCGUUGAUUCCUUACGGCCCACAAUCAGGUGAUGGGGGCGUGGCAUCUGCACCCUUGCACACUCCACCUGUUGCUGGGAGUGCAAGCAAGGCCACUUUCUGGGGAGGGAACACCAAGGAGCAACCGUCGUGGUCCAGUCCUUAG